Molecule: messenger RNA, 1061 nt
Organism: Aegilops tauschii subsp. strangulata
Lineage: Eukaryota; Viridiplantae; Streptophyta; Magnoliopsida; Poales; Poaceae
Source: RefSeq, a predicted model, not a curated record
AAGUCCCAAAUCUCCAAAACCAGACAUUCCCCUCGGCGCACUCUAAUCUCUCAUGGCGACGGCGUCCGCGAGUCGGCCCAGCGGCCCGGUGCUGUCGAUCCCCAGCUACCGCUCCGCCUCGCCCACCCGCGUCAAGCUCGCCACCCGCUCGCCGGGCAAGUCCGUCAGCGUCUCGUCUCCCACCGCCUCCUCCAGGAGCCGUCGGUCCUGCAUGUGCUCCCCGACGAACCACCCGGGCUCGUUCCGGUGCAGCCUCCACAAGGAGCGCAAGCAGGCGGCCCCCGCCGGCAGCGGCACCAGCAGGCCCGUCCCCAUGGGGAGCGGGCACUGGGCACGCAGGGCGCUCGCGCCGCCCCCCGCGGCGCAGCAGUCGCUGCAGCACCGGAGGCGCGCGGGCGGGUUCCGUCCCCGGUCCAGCCGGCUCUCCGCCGUGUCCAUGGCCGGCGACAGCCAGUAAGCUAAACGAACAGCGUCGACAUGCCGUAGCAAGAUAGUAGAGUACUAGUACUACAUAGGAAAGAAGUUGCCUGAAGAAUUGGAGUUUUUAGAACCAAUUCGAUUGAUGAGCCCGUCCGUAACUGUACAGAAUGCAUUUUUCCAGCGCGCAUGAAUGGCGUUAAUUGAGAUUCAAGAUGUCAGGCAAUCGUUGGUUGGGCUAACGGAUACUUUGAAUCACUCUGUUUUUACUCGUGUUUUGGUGAUUUCAGAGUCCCGUCUCUGCCUUUGGGUUUAUUAAUCGGUAUUUGGAGGCACUAGAACUGACGAAGAUUCAGAAACAGACAGUACAGCCAUGAGCCAGCAGUUCAGGUUCAGAAGCAGUCGUUACCUCCUGAGACGGUGUUUGCCAAGAGAAAAUGUUGAUGCUGGGGUAUGGAAGAAAAGGUAGCUUGUCAUAGACUAACGCAGAUUUCCUCUGAACUAAUGAUGCAACAUUGAUACUGGUUGCUGUUUUCGCUGCGAAUGUUCGUCCGUUAACAAAACCCAUCUGUACAAGUGCAUAUGCUAAAUAGACCAUGGCAAUGCAUCCAUACAAGUGCCGAAUCAAACGGUCCAACUAAACC